Molecule: messenger RNA, 6389 nt
Organism: Papilio polytes (common Mormon)
Lineage: Eukaryota; Metazoa; Arthropoda; Insecta; Lepidoptera; Papilionidae
Gene: Wdr81
Product: WD repeat-containing protein 81
Exons: 20
Coding region: 75-6194 (2039 amino acids)
Biological process (GO): aggrephagy
Cellular component (GO): mitochondrion
Molecular function (GO): protein binding; phosphatidylinositol 3-kinase regulator activity
Source: RefSeq, a predicted model, not a curated record
UUGUCAAAUUCGAAUAGAUUAUGCUUUUGUAAAUUGUUCGUAGGAAAACAAAACAAAGUAUCACAAAAAUUAAAAUGGAUACUAUAGUUAAAGAAUUAGAUAUAAGUAGCAAAAACGUUUUCCCUACAAAUAAUCCAAAUUUGUUUGUGGUAAUUGUACAUAGCAACUGGUUGAAAAAAUGGUUAAAAAACUUGGAAGUGGAUAAUUCUGUGAAUAACAUUGAUAUCGCAUUACAACCAGGUGAAAGUGUUCCUUAUCCGUGGCGUAAAAUAUUUAUUAGGGUAAUAAAUAAAAAAUGUUCCAAGGUUUUACCAUUACCGAGGUACAAGCUUAACGAGAGCAAUCCAGAGUCGCCUCUGACUUUUUCCUACUUACUACAAUGUAUCUCACAAACAAAUCAAAGAAAUUUAUGGAAAGAAUCAUAUAAAAAAUAUUCACAAAACAAUGAGAGUAGUAAAGAGGCAGCUUUAGUUAAUCUCCUUGAGCAUGAUCAACUUUUAUCUGAGGUCAUCCUCAGACUGUAUGGUUGCAACAUAGUUAGGAUUAAAAAUGACAGCAAACUAAAUGAGUACAAAGAUGUAAUUCCUAACAAACAAAUUUCAAAAUCUUAUGAGACCCAUGUCAAUUUAUUAGCAGCUUUAAUCACUUUGGAAACCGAUAACAACUAUUUUAUAGUCUACAGAGGUCAUUAUGAAAAUAAUUUACUAGACAGUCUUAAUUUCAGUCCAAAUGUAAUUGAUAAAACUUAUGCCAGGGGUCUAUUUAUUGUAUAUCAGUUACUACACAUGUCUAAAGCAAUGUGUGAUAGGGGCCUCAGUGUAGGUACUCUGAGACUUCAAGAUAUUUAUUUAUCAGAGAAUCUCUGGUUGCAAAUUAUUCCUCCUAUAACAAACAAUAUAUUCUGUUUAGACAACUCUUUGAUAUAUGAAUACAAUAGGAAUAAAAGCCAACCUAUGAAUUUAAAAAAUGAUGAUGUAAGUUGGCAAAAGGAUGCAGCAAAACUGGAGCAAUUAUGUAUGCUGUGGACUAGAGGGAAAAUCUCCAACUUGGAUUAUCUUCUGCAAUUAAAUAUGUUAGCUGGAAGGAGCUCUAAUGAUCCACAGGCACAUUUCAUGGUACCUUGGGUUACGGACUUUAAUUCAAGAUGUGGCAGAAAUUGGAGGGAUCUAAGUAAAUCUAAAUACCGUCUGAACAAAGGUGACAGGCAGUUGGAUAUGACAUAUGAUGUGACAAGCGCCAAUGGUCAAAUACCACAUCAUGUGUCUGAUGCUUUGUCAGAUAUCACUUGCUAUGUGUACUUAGCAAGAAGAACACCAAAGGAGAUCCUUUGUAAAUACGUGCGAAACAAAUGGGUGCCCGCGGAAUACCCGGCCUCCAUACAGCGCAUGCAGGAGUGGACCCCCGAUGAGUGUAUACCUGAGUUCUAUACCGAUCCAACAGUCUUCAAGAGCAUACAUGAAGAUCUACCGGAUCUAGGUAUACCGUCGUGGGCUACUUGCGCUGAAGACUUCAUAACUAAGCACAGGGAAGCGUUGGAGAGCUCUCACGUGUCUGAAAACUUACAUCACUGGAUCGAUAUUACUUUCGGUUACAAGUUAUCAGGUACAGCAGCAGUGAAAGCGAAGAAUGUCUGCCUGUCGCUGGUAGACGGGCACUGCAGCGUGCGGCGCGGCGGCGCGGUGCAGCUGUUCAGCGCGCCGCACCCCGCGCGGAGAGCGCGCGCGCCCCCGCCCGCUCCUAUACGCAUGCGUUGGACCACCCCCAAUGCUAAAAAAAUCAUCAAAAACGAUAGUUCAGAAGACAUAACAGAGGAAGAAGAGGAAUCGAAUAGUCUGCCUCAGCACGUGUCUCGUCUACAAGUGCCGUCACAACGCGUCCGAUCACGACACAAGAGCAGCAGCCGAGCUCGCUCACUGUCCAAAGCCCAAGAUGGCGGCGAUGACGUCAUUACGGAAAAUAGAGCCUCCUCACAUUCCAGACAUUACAAAGUACAGCGCUCAGAACUAGGCAAAGGAGUUAUAUAUUUACCGAAAGAAUUCAAUCCCGCUGCAUCUAUCCAAGCUUUAGAAGUCUUGGAUAAUUUUAGAACAAAAUGUUUCUUCGCUAAAGCGGAAGAUAGGAACAGAACAGAGGAAAAUACCCGUAAAUUAAAUUUGUUUCAACAGCAAAAAGACGUAAAGGAAAAUGCCAAUGGACUCAAGGAGAAAACUGACGAUACAGCAUUCACUAACCAUAUGUUCUACGCGUCUUUCGAUCAAGCGUACUUGAAGAAGUUCAGCCAGGAUGCACAUAUAGACGGUAUAAAAGAGAGGAAGAACAGAAUGUUCAACACGAGGUAUACCACAGAUGCGGCGAUAUACAAGCAGUUUGUGACAGAAAGUCGACAACAAGACAUGUUAGUUAUCGGAUGUCUGAUUGUGGAAAUUUUCUUGCACUCUUACAUGCGACCAUUGAGGACAAACAACGAUGAUUUCGUCGAAAGAUACAACAGUUGUCGAACUGUAUUGAAAUACAAUUUCAAUUCGUUACCGAAAUGCGUCAGUUAUAUAGCCUCGUUACUUUUAAACGUUCAACCUUUAAGCCUCACCUUCAAGAAUGAUCUAAUACCCUUAGUAGAUACAAAAGGUGCGGUUGUGACAGACAAAGGUUUACCCUCUCCUACCCCCGCGCAGUUACUCCAACCUUUACUUAUGCAGCAUUUAAUACCUUUCCCGCAAAGUUUUAACAUCUUAUACAAUCUUGUAAGUACGUUACAUGAGUACGAACUCACAAGCAACGAACUCAACUUGCUGUACAUGUACGAAUGUGAUGGAAUACAAUGCGAGAAAUAUAAAAAUGUCGAUAAAACAAAACUGUAUUUCAAUCAACGGAUCGCUGAAGGAAAAAUUAAAACCUGUAUAACACAUUUGGGAGUUCUCCUCGAGCAGAUAAACGGCGUCAAUCAACUCGAUGUUCUCGACAUUUUCUUAUCACAUUACAUCGAGUUACUGGAAAAUAAAAACACAUCUGUUUUAGCAGCUUGGUAUCUCUUCGACACUGUUAGCAAAGCUUUAGGACCAGCAGAGACACGGAAAAAACUAUUAAAACACAUCCUAAAUUUGUACGAAGAUGAUGAUUAUCUUUUUGAUAAAUCAGAACAACAUAAAUUAACUGAAGUAGAUUCUCUAACAAACGGAACUGUACAAACGAAACACAAAUUCGUGAAACUUUACCAUCAUAUAUUUCUUUUGCAAUUGAUAGUGAGGUUAGGACUUCAAUGUUUUCUGGACAAUUUUACGCAGCAUCUAGUUGAAGCUGUGGGAGGAUAUAAGGACGUUUGUACGGAAAUAGGGUCACCAGGCCACCUGUGUUAUAAUCGUUCGAUGGCUAAUAAGAAACCGCGCUACUCCGAUGACAAUGUCAAGAAUGCUCUAACGACCACAUCCGAUAUAUUUUCACCGGAUACUUCGUAUGGAUCAGAAAAUGUCGUCACACCAAACAUUGAAAGAACUAUAGCAGAGGUUAAUGAAGUCUUGAAAGAAAAGGACGUUGAUAGCAGAAGUGAAAAUGAGCUGUUCCAUUUUGAAAAUGACAAAGAGAGACAGCCGAGUAGGAGUAGCAGAAGUAAAUCUCCUACAGGCUCCGUUGACUCCAAUACUAACAAAGAACAAAACACACUACAAACCCCGUCUCCUUCUUCCGAGUACUUCUCGCCUGGGAAUUCUAGAUUCUUCACUCCAAACAUUUCAAAUCAUAAAGAGCCUAAUCAAGUAGGUAAGGAUGAAAGUCGCGAAUCUUCGGAAGCACCAGUAAAAACGUGUACAUCACCACCAAUGGAAGUUCCCCAGCGACCUAUGUUCACAAGUUACUUGCAUUUCGCUGAAGAAGAUUCUAAAUCGGAAGAAGUUGAUUUGGAAAAUCAAUCACAAACAGAGGAAAAGGUUGAAGAUUCGAGCGCGGAGACACAAAAGAUGCAAGAGGAAGACGAUGCUAAAGUUUAUGAUGAAACACCGUCUUGUAAAAUAUCAGAUAUGAGUUCAGAGAGUUUGAUAUGGCUGGCGCAUAGACUGGGACCAGUGCUUACUUGUAGAUACAUCACUAGGAAUUUGCUCAAAAUGCUCACACUUUGCUAUAUCGGUAAAGAAAACCUCUCACCUUGGGAGAGUGACCAGAGAGAUGAAUUCGAUGAAAUUUCAGUCGUGAACAGUAAAGUCGUUGGAGACAGGAAUGCUAUGAAAGUUAUUGAGUGUCUUACAUCGAUUGUUGCGAUGUACGGCGAGCAGCUGAUAAUGUUCCAGUAUCUACCGCAUAUGGGGGAGCUGAUCGCGUCGUGCCGGCGGCGGCUGUCGGCGCCGCUGGAGGGCGGCUGCGUCGCCUGUCUGCAGCUGCUCAAGCACCUGCUGCCGUAUAUGUCCGAUGUUAAGGUCAUGGAACAGCUCCAGGAUACGUUUCUAAAAUCGAUCCUACAACCGGCUCUUCGUCUUGCAUCGACCACUCGUUGCGCGUAUCCGAGCGGGGCAGCGGCGCGCGGCGCACUCGCCCGCAAGCUGGCGGACGCGCUGCACGCGCUGGCUCUACGCGUCGGCCCCGAGAUGAGCCGCCGGCAUCUCUGCGUGCCCGCGCUGCAGAGAUUCUUUUUAGCCUUCGAUAAAGCAACUGGAAAAGUUGACAACUGGCCGAAACAAGACGAAGUCAAUGGUGAUAAGAGUUUGGAGCAGGACGGUCGCGAGGGCAAGGUGGAGGGUUUCCUGGAGAUCUGCCGCGACGGCAGCACGGCGGAGUGGGCGGUGCGCGACGGGCGCGUGGUGCGCGCGGACCUGCCCGAGCUGGCCUGCUCGCCGCCGGACCUCGCGCCGGACGAACAUGACGCUAAUGGACUUACGGCUCAGGAGGAGCUCCUGGUGGUAUUCAAUGAGGAGCUGGCGUACCGAGUGCAUAGCACUUUUGCUCGCUUCCUCGGUACGGAGUGCCUCGAGCGCGCGCUCAAGAACGCGGACACUGUGCGCUCACUUGCCAACAGUUAUAAACAACUACACGCUAUCAGUUCCCCCCUCCAUAUAAACCAGCAAGGGAAACGCUUCCAAUCAUCAUUCAGUGAUGAACCGAUCAGUCGCAAGGCUCUCACUCCAACAAGAAGUGAUAUCUCCGACAAUGGUAACUUCGAUGAACAAGGUUGCGGGUUUGAUGCUGUCGCCUACAAAAUGGCUAACGGCGUGAAGAGUGAAAGACAUCUCCGCGGUGAUUGGUUGAUAUACUGGGAGCACGAGAUCGGUCGGCCGGACAAAGACGCCCGCUUCAACUUGAAGCAGAUCAAGUUGCAGACGUUCCUUGGACACACGCACUCCGUCAAGUCUAUACAUUGUCUGGAUAAUGAGAACAGUUUCAUGAGUGGCUCUAAGGAUAAGACUGUGAAACUAUGGUCUUUGAGGAAUCAGGGCGAUGGUAAUGCGACUAGUCAAUGCAACUGGACGUACUCGGGCCACAAGAAGGGCGUGCUGUCGCUGACGUUCCUGGAGUCGCUGCGGCUGGCCGUGUCCACCGACUCCGUAGUCCACAUCUGGGACCCCUUCAUGGAGACUGUAGUGUCGCAGUUGGACAACAUGAAGUCAGCAGUGAGCAUAGUGCGCACGCUGCCGGGGCCCUCCGCGGUGGUGGUGGCGGCCACCACGGACGCCACGCUCCGCCUCAUCGACGCUAGGGCUCCUUACUCCUCCUACGAACUUAAGCUAGCUACAAGCGCGACGACGUUCAUCCGCUGCAUGUGUAUCUGUGCGUCGGGCGCGUGGGUGGCGUGCGGGCUGGCCGGCGGACACGUCGCCGUGCUCGACACGCGCACCGCGCGGCCCCUCGCCGCCUGGCGCGCGCAUGACGCUGAGGUUCUUCGCUUAGCCGCUGUGGAUGACCAUAGACUAUUAAGUUCAGGACUAGACCAAGUGACUGCGCUUUGGCGGGUCGAUGACGGCGAGUUGAUAGCGCAUCUCAAGGGCAGUACGGAGCCCGUGCAUUGUCUCUCCGUUUACUACAACGAGUUGAUAUCUGGAACAACCAAUAACCGUAUCGGAGUUCAUACGUCGUUGGACCAAGACGCCUCAUUCUCCUCCACCAAACUGCGCUCCGACACAUUCAAAGGAGUUCUGACGUGUAUGUCAGUGUUGCCAUUAAACAGACUCCUACUAUUAGGUAGCGAUAAUGGAAAUAUUAGUUUACUUUGCUGAUGGUAAAAAAAAAAUUUUUUUUUUUUAAUUAAGAGUAUCAACUCGAGCAGGUCUCGUUUUGUCACGUCAAUAUUUUUAUGUAAUGAAUGAAAUGCUUAAAAAACGCUUUUUUAUGGAAAUUUCUAGAAACCUGAUCAUAGAUUAAUUUUAUAUUGAAAAUGCAAUUAAUUUUUUUAAAGAUACUUGACAAUGACA